Dicentrarchus labrax (European seabass) is the source of this 3880-nucleotide messenger RNA. RefSeq lists its product as uncharacterized. NCBI's taxonomy places the organism in Eukaryota, Metazoa, Chordata, Actinopteri, Moronidae. The transcript is spliced from 5 exons. Bases 77 to 1792 code for a protein of 571 amino acids. The record is from RefSeq and is a predicted model, not a curated record.
CCACAGAAGAAGAGUGAGCGGUCUGCCUCGAGUGUAACACCUCUGCCACGCUUUUCUCUCCAUUUUCCCUCACAAAAUGACCACACUAAAUACACUGAAAACUUUUAUCAACCAGCGGCUCGCUGUGGCUGUAGACGAGAUAUUCGGGCUGCUGGAAACAACAAUAUUAAACUACGAGGAAGAGAUAAACCGCCAGCGGAGGCUGCUGGAACAUGAGAGGACUGAAAUCAAAACAGAGGCGCAACAACCUAUGAGAUUUCGAGUCAUCAUCGAUCACGACAUCAAGAAGAUAACUUUCCAAAAUGGCCUCCCUUCAUCUGUGGAGGACUUGAUAAAAGUGUUUCAACAAGCGUUUUCCAUCACCACAGCCAUAGGUCUCCAGUACAAAGAUGCUGACUUUGAUGACUUCUUCACGCUUACCUCUACAAGUGAUUUGAAGGAUAAAGACACACUCAAAGUCGUGCACAUGCCACCAGGCAUAAUAAUGACCAUGGUCCGUCAGGAACCCAACCCAGACACAUCUGAUGUGUCCUCUGUGGAUGACAUGCUCUCUGUGGACUCACAAGACAAUCUGAUCCCCAGUCCCCCUGUCACUGAGAGGCACAACCUCUGGCCCACCAUCUUUCCCAUCCCAACCUUCUCCUACAACACUGAGAUGGCUCUGAGGCAAGGCAACGAGAAGUUUCUAAAAGAUGGAACCCUGCUGACAUCCCCCAGUGUCAAAUCAGACAUUCUGGAGCGUCUGGCAGAGGCCAUGUUUUCCUACACAGCUUAUCCCAAUGACCCACAGAGGACCGCUGUUGCACAGGCACUAAUAGAGAAGCAUCCCUGCUUGAGGGAACCUGGCUCUUUUAACGGAUGUUACGGAUGGCAGCAGAGCUUGAAGUACAAAUGUGCAAACUACCGGAGCAAACUUAAAGCUCACGGAAACCCCGAACUACUGAUAAAUACAAUGAAACACAAGCAGGAGGGUGAUAGAAAACCCGCCAAAAAUAUCAAGAAACCGAGGAAAUCUGAGGUCAACUACCUUCCGCCACACCUAGCCGGAGAAACGGACGACAGCCUGGAGAAUGUGAGACUGGAGCUCAUUGCAGCAAGCAGGACAAAGGACAACGUUCAGAGGAUAAAUGACAUGAUGUCCAGAACAUACAGCUGUAGAAGAAGGGAAGUGGUUGGCCAGGCCAUGCAUGUGACAGAAUUCAAGGAGCGAUGGCCUGCCCUCUUUGAUCCAAAACAGAUAAAUGAAGAGUUCCGAAGGUGCAACACUAUUCCCCUGGAGUCGACGUUUAUCUCCCAGCUGGACAAGUACACGCCAAAGUUCCUGGAGUUAUUCAGCUCAAAGGGAGGGGCCGUUGGACAGCGCAUGAAGAGUGUGUUGAUUGAACUGAUAAAGGACCCACAUGCCUCAGUGAUGAAGAAGCGGGACGUGACUCUGAGAUGCCUCAUCGAGUACAUGGGGGAGAGUGUGCAGGAGCUCAUCUCUGACUAUUAUAGAACAGCCGAGGAUCAAGUUCAUGAGGACCUUAAAACACAGAGUAUGAGGAUCUAUGUUUGUCACCAGCCGGAUGCGGUGGGCAUCAUCAUCGAUGGAACUCCGGUGCUGACUGGUCUGGAGAACAUGUCCAGAGCCUGCUGCCUUCUCCUCGGCCUAACCUACGCCCUAAACCUGGAUUAUCCUCCCAAACUCGCCAAAACGUUUGAAGUCUUUCAAAGACUGUUUGUAGGACUUGAUAUGCUGCAGCCAAAACCAUCAUCGAAGUACAUCAACUUGAAAAACAAACUCUUUCUCUGAGCACUGACUCUAUUCAUCCACAGCUCUGUUUGGUUACCAUGUUAUACUUAGGAGCUGUAAAGGUUUCUGGUUAUCUGAUGAUGAGGAUUCUACUGAAUAUGUUUGUAAGAACUGUCUUAACAACUAAGGGUUUAAACACUGAGGCUAGGAUUUAGGGCCUUCCAGCUCAGUUCUUUGGAGAAUGAGUGCUGUAUAAGCUGUCAAUGUUAGUAGUAGCUAAUCUGUAAUUUUUUUUACCUAAUCAGACAUGUUCUACUGUAGAUUAAACUUUUAUAUUAACAUCUGUUAUGGGAAAUAUAUUAUACUGAUACACAUUUUAACAUUUAAAAAAUGACUUUUGCUUUUAUACAUUUUGUAAACUGACAUUUUAGUUUGGGGGUGACUGAAGAGAAUGUAUGAAUAAGUUUACUUACAGCAUUCAGAAUACAAGCAGAAUUAUGAUUUUGUAAAAACAAAUGAAAGAAAGUUAUCUAAUUUGUUCCUCAGUUUAUCUGUCAAUAGUUUAUUCUUGUAUAAAUUACUAUGACCUUGAAAAAGUUUGGGUUUAGCACAGAUCUCAGAACAAUCUAAAGAAAAUUAUGAUGUCAGUGUUGUGGAGACAGAAUACUUUUCUUUUUCUAUUUGAUGGAAAUUAAAAGCAUUGACAUGAUUUGGAUAUAAACUGAAUUGACUAUUGCAUUGUGAACAUUUUAUGUUAUUAUUUGUGAAUAUAAGCUACAUCUAUCAUAUGGACAGCUGUGCCCCAUUAUCACUUAUUUUGGUAUUAAAGGUCAUGUAUUUCAGAAGCAUUUUUUGUUAUAUUGUAUAUUGGAAAUUUUAUUUACAUCUCAACAGAAAUCAUCAUCAUCAUCAUCAUCAUCAUCAUCAUCCGCUUAUCCGGGGUUGGGUCGCGGGGGUAGCAGGUCUAGCAGAGGACCCCAAACUUCCCUUUCCCCUGGCCUGGCUCCACUCCGAGUCCUUUGCAGAUGACUGAGCUUCUCACCCUAUCACUAAGGGAGAAGCCGGCCACCCUCCUGAGGAAACCCAUUUUGGCCGCUUGUACCCACCAUCUCAUUCUUUCGGUCAUGAGCGAUGGGUCAUGACCAUAGGUGAGGGAAGGAACAAAUAUCGAUCGGUAGAUCGAGAGCUUCGCCUUUCAGCUCAUCUCUCUUCAUGACAACAGCACGAUAAAGCAACCAAGGUUUCCUGCUGAGAACCAUGGCCUCUGAUUUAAAGGUGCUGAUCCUCAUCCCAUCUGAACUGCAACCUCCAUGAAAAUCGCAGAAAAAAACAGGAUUGGUGACAAAGCGCAGUCCUGGCGGAGGCCAACACCCACUGGGAACGAGUCCAACUUACAGCCAAGAAUCCAGACACAACUCUCGCUUUGGAAGUACAGGGAUUGGAUGGCCCUGAGAAGUGGCCACGUCACCCCAUACUCCCGCAGCACCUCCCACAGAAUAUUCUGGGGAACCCGGUCAUAGGCCUUCUCCAAAUCCAGAAAGUACAUGUAGACCGGGUGGGCAUAUUCCCAGGCCCCUUCUAAGACACCUGCGAGUGAAGAGUUCCGAUGUGUGUGAAUGGGUGAAUAUAGUGUACAGCACUUUAAGUGGUUGGAAGACUAGAAAGGCACUAUAUAAGUGCAGUUCAUUUGCCAUUUACUGCCCCCUUGGAUAUUUAUUCUAUUUCCAACACCACAUAGAGCUGAUUCUGCUGCUGGGAGCAGGUAGAAGCUGUGCUGAGCACUUCUUUUCUCCCCUGCCCACAGAAUUUGGAAGAUCUAGACUAAAUAAACAGACGGAAUGUUCCAAACAUGUUCUUUAUUGUACUUGUACUUGUUUGAAUGCACAGCACACAGCAUACUGCACAUGUGAGGACUAUUUAAGAGAAAGUUACAAAGAGGAAGGUCAGAAUGCUGCUUUGCCCUCCCAAACCUGUAAUAUUUUCUAGUAAGCUGGCCCGGCUGGGCGGGUAAAGACUAAAACUAAAAUAUCUGUCAAAAUGAACACUGAUUGGGUAGGAGUGUAUUGAAUGUCACUGCUUUGCGCUCCUGGAUCAGACCAAACAGUGCUAGCUGUUACCCACUGUCAAAGGCCCUGUGCUGAAACACAU